Molecule: messenger RNA, 7141 nt
Organism: Bufo bufo (common toad)
Lineage: Eukaryota; Metazoa; Chordata; Amphibia; Anura; Bufonidae
Gene: RAPGEF2
Product: Rap guanine nucleotide exchange factor 2
Exons: 29
Coding region: 610-5454 (1614 amino acids)
Biological process (GO): positive regulation of ERK1 and ERK2 cascade; small GTPase-mediated signal transduction
Molecular function (GO): guanyl-nucleotide exchange factor activity; protein binding
Source: RefSeq, a predicted model, not a curated record
CCCACCAUUGCUGCGAGGAGCGGGGGCUGGGGGCACACAGCUUUCAUUAACACUGGAGAUGAAGAGGUUUACAUUCCAGGCCUGAGAAGUGACAUUCCGGACUGUGGCUGACGUUCAGAAGAGGAAUGUGCAAUGGGAGGCCCUGGAGAAGGGAGCAGCAGUGACAGCACUUCCAGUAGUGGCUUCUGUGUUACACUGCCGCUCAGCAACGCCCUGCAGAAAGUAAGGAGAAUCCAGUAACCACUUCCAUGAUCCCGGAUACGUCAUCUCUGGGAGACUUGGCUGCUGCUUCCCUCUGCUCUGCUUGCCAUGCCUCCUUCCCUGGGAUCCAGCUUGGACACUUAUGAAGGAAAGGGUUUGGAUUGCGUUUUGUCAGAUAUUUCCUCUUUUUAGCUCUCCACAUGGAAAUCAUCUGAGGGUAGUGUCCUCUGAAUAAACCGGUUCCACUACAAGAACUUUGAGAACUUGUUUUGGGAAGCUUUCAGGCAGGACCCCCACCAUCAUUGUGUGACUUCUCUGUGGACGUAACUGAUCCUGGGAUCUGAAUUAGGCUUGCACCAGUGGAAAACCUUUUUUUGUGCCUUCAUUUGGACUGUUCUUUAGCGGUUAAUGAAAUACUCAGCAGCCGUUGAGCAUAUACACGGCUUUGGCAAGAGAUCUGCAGGAAGCUUCAGGCGUGGCUGUGAAUGCAUUGUCUUGGAGCCCUCCGAAAUGAUUGUGGUUGACUAUAUGGAUGAAAAUGAAGAGUAUUUCCAGAGACAAGCGUCCCAUCGGCAGUCUCGCCGGAGAUUUAGGAAGAUCAACCAGAAGGGAGAGCGACAAACAAUCAUUGAUACAGUGGAUCCUUAUCCAGUUGGAAAACCGCCAUUGCCGAGAGGCUACCACACAGAAUGCACUAAACCUCAGGUCAUCUUGCAGUCUCCAGUAAAAAGUCUUUCCCACUAUUUGCUCCCUGCUGAUUUCACCAAGCUGCACAUUACAGACAGCCUACAUCCACAGGUGACCCAGGUGUCCUCCAGUCAUUCAGGAUGUAGCAUCACUAGUGAUUCUGGGAGCAGCAGCUUGUCUGACAUCUACCAGGACGACCAAAGCACUAAUGGCAGGCUUCGUUCCUGUUCAGACCACAUGAUUCAAAGGCAGUCAGGAUGCAAGAUGUUGGAUUUCAAGGCCACAGAAAGUGAGCCCGGAGAUAUGGACCUGAGUGGGCUACCAGAGACUGCUGUGGACUCCGAAGACGAUGACGAUGAAGAGGACAUCGAGAGAGCGUCUGACCCUCUAAUGAGCAGAGACAUUGUAAGAGACUGCUUGGAGAAAGAUCCUAUUGACCGGACGGAUGAUGACAUUGAACAACUCCUGGAGUUCAUGCAUCAGCUGCCAGCUUUUGCCAACAUGACGAUGUCUGUUAGGCGUGAACUCUGCGCCGUCAUGGUGUUUGCUGUGGUGGAGCGGGCCGGGACUGUCGUCCUAAAUGAUGGAGAGGAGCUUGAUUCCUGGUCAGUCAUUUUAAAUGGCUCGGUGGAAGUGACAUAUCCUGAUGGGAGAACAGAGAUACUUUGCAUGGGUAACAGCUUUGGAGUCUCUCCAACCUUGGAGAAGGAAUACAUGAAGGGAGUGAUGAGGACCAAAGUGGAUGAUUGCCAGUUUGUUUGCAUAGCACAGCAAGACUAUUGUCGCAUCCUGAACCAGGUGGAGAAGAACAUGCAAAAAGUGGAAGAGGAAGGAGAAAUUGUGAUGGUCAAAGAGCACAGAGAGCUGGAUCGUACUGGCACCAGGAAAGGACACAUUGUCAUCAAGGGAACUGCGGAACGACUAACAAUGCAUCUUGUAGAAGAACACUCUGUGGUUGACCCAACAUACAUAGAAGAUUUCCUCCUAACCUACAGAACAUUUUUAUCAAGUCCUAUGGAAGUUGGGAAGAAGUUGUUGGAGUGGUUUAAUGACCCUAGCCUUAGGGACAAGGUGACCCGAGUAGUACUGCUUUGGGUAAACAAUCACUUUAAUGACUUUGAAGGUGACCUUGCCAUGACUCGAUUUCUAGAGGAAUUUGAAAAUAACUUGGAACGAGAGAAAAUGGGUGGACAUCUGAGGUUAUUAAAUAUUGCAUGUGCUGCCAAGGCGAAAAGAAGAUUGAUAACACUAACAAAGCCGUCUCGUGAAGCCCCUUUGCCUUUCACCCUGCUGGGCGGGUCAGACAAGGGAUUUGGUAUCUUUGUUGACAGCGUGGAUCCUGGAAGCAAGGCUGUUGAGGCUGGCUUAAAGAGAGGGGAUCAGAUAUUGGAGGUGAAUGGUCAGAACUUUGAAAACAUCCAGCUGACAAAGGCUAUGGAAAUCCUGAAAAAUAACACUCACUUGUCUAUCACUGUGAAAACCAAUCUGUUUGUCUUUAAAGAGCUUCUGGCAAGAAUGUUGGAAGAAAAGAGAAAUAGCGCCCCUCAUUUACCCAAAAUUGGCGAUAUUAAGAAGGCCAGUCGCUACUCUAUCCCUGAUCUCGCUGUUGAUGUUGAACAAGUCAUUGGACUUGAAAAAGUCAGUAAGAAGGGUAAAGCCAAUACUGUUGGAGGAAGGAAUAAGCUGAAGAAGAUUCUUGAUAAAACGAGGAUCAGCAUUUUGCCCCAGAAGCCGUACAAUGACAUUGGAAUUGGGCAUUCUCAAGAUGACAGCAUUGUUGGUCUGAGGCAAACCAAGCACAUGCCCGCCACGCUGCCAGUCAGUGGAACCCUGUCAUCCAGCAAUCCUGAUUUACUGCAGUCUCACCAUCGCAUCUUGGACUUCAACACCACCCCAGAUCUCCCCGAUCAAGUGCUGCGUGUGUUUAAGGCCGACCAACAAAGUCGCUAUAUUAUGAUAAGCAAAGACACCACCGCAAAGGAGGUGGUAAUCCAGGCUAUCAGGGAGUUUGCCCUGACUGCUGUGGCGGAUGCUUACUCUUUGUGUGAAGUGUCCGUAACGCCUGAAGGGGUCAUCAAGCAGAGGCGACUCCCAGACCAGCUCUCUAAGCUCGCAGACAGAAUACAGCUCAGCGGCAGGUAUUAUCUGAAAAACAACAUGGAGACAGAAACGCUAUGUUCAGAUGAAGAUGCCCAGGACUUGCUAAGGGAAAGUCAGCUUUCUUUGCUUCAGUUAAGUACUAUCGAGGUGGCAACUCAGUUGUCAAUGAGGAAUUUUGAGCUUUUCCGGAACAUUGAGCCAACGGAGUACAUCGAUGACCUUUUCAAGUUUAAGUCAAAAACUGGUUGUGUGAACCUCAAGAACUUUGAAGAUGUGAUUAACCAAGAAACCUUUUGGGUGGCAACUGAAAUUUUAAGGGAGACUAACCAGCUUAAGAGAAUGAAGAUCAUCAAACAUUUUAUCAAGAUUGCACUGCACUGCAGAGAGUGCAAGAAUUUCAACUCUAUGUUUGCAAUUAUUAGUGGCUUAAAUUUGGCUGCAGUCUCAAGACUGAGAACAACGUGGGAAAAACUUCCUAGUAAAUAUGAAAAACUUUUUCAAGAUCUGCAAGACCUCUUUGACCCAUCAAGGAAUAUGGCGAAAUAUCGGAAUGUACUGAACAGCCAGAACCUACAACCUCCCAUCAUCCCUCUGUUUCCUGUCAUUAAGAAAGACCUAACGUUCCUACAUGAAGGCAAUGACUCAAAAGUGGAAGGGCUUGUAAACUUUGAGAAACUAAGGAUGAUUGCAAAGGAAAUUCGCCAUGUUGGUAGAAUGGCCUCUGUAAACAUGGACCCGGCUCUGAUGUUCCGCACAAGGAAGAAGAAGUGGAGAAGUUUGGGGUCGCUCAGUCAAGGUAGCACCAACGCAGCUGUCCUUGAUGUGGCACAGACUGGCGGUCACAAAAAGCGAGUACGACGCAGCUCUUUCCUAAAUGCCAAGAAGCUGUAUGAGGAUGCCCAGAUGGCUCGCAAAGUAAAGCAGUACUUGUCCGAUCUGGAUCUUGAAAUGGAUGAAGAGAAUCUACAGACGUUAUCAGUGCAGUGCGAGCCAGCAACCAAUACAUUGCCAAAAACACCUUGUGACAAGAGAUCAGUGAAAUCGGACACAUCACCAGUAGCACCACGGGCAGCGACGCAGCAGAAACAGCAACAGACAUUAAAGCCAAAUCAGGCAUUGCAGGUGCCCGCUGUGUCUCUCUAUCCUUCUAGAAAGAAGGUGCCAGUCAAGGAUCUUCCUCCCUUCGGCAUCAACUCACCACAAGCGUUAAAGAAAAUUCUCUCGUUAUCAGAAGAAGGAAGCUUAGACCGACACAAGAAAGGGGCAGAUGACACGUUAUCGAAUGCUUCGUCGCAGCUCUCUUCUCCACCCACCUCUCCACAGAACUCUCCUAGAAAAGGAUACACUUUAGCAGCAAGUGGCACUGUAGAUAACUUCUCCGACUCUGGACACAGCGAGAUCUCUUCCCGCUCCAGUAUUGUUAGCAAUUCCUCAUUUGACGGCAUGCACCUCCAUGAUGAUCGACGGCAGAGGCACUCAGUGAGCCUUGUGGAGACCAAUCUAGGUGUGGGACGGCCUGACAGGAGAGCAGUGAUGGAAGUCGACCCCAGCAUAGGUCCCUAUGCACAUUUGGCAGAAAGUAGAGGCUUGUAUGCUGCAGCAACGGUUCUGUCUUCGCCCAGCAUGGAGGAGCUCUCCCAGGACCAAGGUGAUAGGGCAUCACUGGAUGCUGCGGACAGUGGACGUGGUAGUUGGACCUCUUGCUCUAGUGGAUCUCAUGACAACAUACAGACUAUACCACAUCAGAGGAGCUGGGAGACUCUUCAAUUUGGACACAUUCAUUAUGAUGGCACAUCAGAUGGAGCAGGUUAUUGGCCAUCAGGGACGCAUCUAGACCAGGCCAUUUUUCCUGAUCAUAGCACAAAGUAUGGCAGACACAAUCAGGGAAGAGAGGCUUUAGAUCAAGCACAGUCCAGAGCAAGCUGGGCAUCAUCCACUGGUUACUGGGGGGAGGACUCUGAGGGCGACACUGGCACCAUAAAGAGAAGAGGUGGAAAAGAUGUUUCUCUUGAAGCAGAAACCAGUAGCUUAACAUCCCAGAUGUCAGAGGAAGCAAAGGUUCCACCUGGGCCCACACACAUAGCCGUAACGGCGUCUUCAUCAAAGGGUCUUAUUGUGUAUUGUGUUACCACAGCACGGAAGGAAGGACGAUACAGAGAGCCACCACCAACACCACCAGGAUAUGUAGGAAUUCCUAUAACAGAGUUUGCUGAUGGACACCCACAGUUAUCUAGGAAGCCUCCAGAUUACAAUGUAGCUCUACAGCGCUCCAGAAUGAUGGCCCGAAGGAGUGAGAGUGAAGGAGCUCCAGCUACAUCUCCACCUUCUCAUAAUCAGCCUUGUAGCAAGCCGGUCAACAAGCCACAGUGGCACAAACCAAACGAGACAGACCCACGGCUUGCUGUAUAUCAGACACAAGGGGUAGCGGCAAAAGAUGAGGACGAUGAGCAAGUGUCAGCCGUAUGAGGUCAAGACCUUGUCCCGUUCUAGGAGAAGUCACCUGAAAUGGAGAGCACAAGAAGAUGCCCUAUGUAACUGGAGUCCUUGGAAGCGUUCCCUCCUCCUCUGCCUUAUAAGCAGCACUGGGCAUCUUAUAUCCUUCUGUUCUACUCCUUGGCAUGUGAAAUACUGUGAAGACCUCACCAUGGCACUUUUCGUCCUCUUCGAGCUGUGUUCCUUGAGAUAUAGACUGUGCAGGAAGCUGGGAUCUGAUGGUAGCUGGCUGAAUCUUGCACAGUAUCAUUCCAAACCUGUCAGUCACCACAUCAGCAAUGACUUCUAUUGCACUUUUUCAUGCCUGGAUGGUGUCUUUUAGUUUUUUUUUUUUUUGUUUUUUUUUUAAAUCUCAGUUUUAACUUUUAGUCCUAUCUAGCUUUGUCUACUGUUUGUAUGGCAAGCUAGUCAUGUGCUUCUUCUAUCAGCCAUUUUUAACUUCAGCUGAGAUUGCAUUUCAAUAGUCUCUGUACACAGGUUUUUUUUUAGUUGCUUUUGUUCUGUUUACAGUACUGUUACAACACGACCCCGGCGUGGGCGCUCCUUUGUCAUGGAAGGGACACGCUUUAAGUUUGGAGACCUUAUUUGUUACAUCAGGAUAUUUACAGUGUUAUUUCACACCUAAGUUAUGACUUAUUUUUUAUGUUUAUAUAGAGAUUUUUAAUUGGAAAAAAAGAACUGGAUUAUAUAAAAGUAAUGGCAGCUUGGGACAUUCAUCUGAUGCUACUAGGUGUAAUACUGAGCAGAUCGGUAGCUUUUUCAUCAUCCAUGUUAAAAACAAAAAGAAAAUCAAUCUGUUCAUCGACCAUCGUCAUUAGGCUAUCCCUAGCCAUGCAGCACAUUCAUGUCUAUGGGAUGCGGACUGUGGGAUACUGCACUUGUAGAGAAGACUAAUGUGUAGCAUUCGUCUGCUCACGGCUGCUAUUUUACACUUUCAUGACUGAAAUCGCCAUCUUCUCCCUUUGCACAGACUCCGGAUACCUGAAGGCUGCCAAUCCGAGUAAUACUCCUGUGUGAGGAAUUUAUGAUCUUGGAUUAUUAUUAUGGUUGUUGUUUUUUUUCUUUUUUUCUUUUUGAUCUAAACUGAUCAUAUUGAUCAGUGGUUAACCAUGUAUAUGUAUACAACGUAAAUCAAGGAAAAAUGACAGUGUUUUUUUUUCACUGUUUAGGAUGACAACAGUGCUUUAUUUAAUGCUUCUCUACCCUGUUAUCAUGGCUUUUGUCUACUUCCCCCUCUAUAUCACAUUGUCAGUUAUGCCUAUGUAAUUUUACAUGUAAUAUGCAUUUAUUUGCCAGCUUUUUUCUGUAGGCGAUGGACCUGCUGCGUAGAGGCAGACAAGGCGGCCAGAUCUCUCUCACAUUGCACAACAGUUCUAAGCAUCAUGUAACGGUAGAUUCUAGGACUGGUAACCUCAGUUCGCUCUGUGAUGUCAAGUGCAGAAUGUACAACUAACUGGUGAUUUCAUCAUGCUUUUGAUACUACUUGUACCUGUAUGUCUUUUAGAAAGACAUUGGUAGAGUCUGUAUCCCUUUUGUAUUUUUAAUACAAUAAUUGUACAUAUUGGUUAUAUUUUUGUUGAAAAUGGUAGAAAUGUACUAUGUUUAUGCUUCUACAUCCAGUUUGUAUGAAGCUGGAGAAUAAAUAAAUAUUAUAACAGUU